AUGAAUAAAGUGGUUGAGGGCGAUCCGUUCUUCCAGCAGCGUAGGAAUGCAGCUGGUAGGCUUGGCUUAUCACCUCUGCAGAAAUGCACCGCUGCAAUAAGAAUGUUAGCGUACGGUGUUGCUCCGGAUGCCGUAGAUGAAUACAUACGCAUGGGUCAAACAACAUCUAGAAAAUCAAUGCAACAUUUUACUCAAGGGGUGAUCAAGCAUUUUGAGGCCGAGUACUUAAGAAGUCCAACAGAUGAAGAUUUAAGGAGAAUCCUUCACCAAAAUGAAAUGCGUGGAUUCCCGGGCAUGAUCGGUAGCAUCGACUGCAUGCACUGGGAGUGGAAGAACUGUCCUAUGGCUUGGAAAGCACAAUACGCAGGUCGUAGCAAGAAUGUAACCCUUAUCCUUGAAGCUGUUGCGGAUCAAGAUUUAUGGAUUUGGCAUGCAUUUUUUGGAAUACCCGGCUCUUGUAAUGAUCUUAACGUCCUAUACCGCUCUCCGGUGUUUGACGAUGUUUUGAAAGGUCGGGCACCACCAAUUAGUUUUAUGGUAAACAGCCAUGAGUACAACAUGGGAUACUACUUAACAGAUGGUAUAUAUCCGAACUGGGCAACAUUUAUAGAAGGUAUCACAUAUCCUCAACUCCAGAAGGACAAGUUAUUUGCAGAUAAACAAGCUGCAGCUCGGAAAGACGUUAAACAUGCGUUUGGAGUUCUACAGGCUAGGUUUGCCAUAUUACGACAACCCUCACUUGCUUUCGACGAAGACAUUUUGAGCGACAUAAUGAAAGCUUGUAUCAUUAUGCACAACAUGAUUGUCGAGGAUGAACGACACAAUUACACUCGUGCCGAAGUUUUGAGAAGGUAUUAUGAAGAAGAUCGCCCUCAGCUUCAUAGAGCAAGGUUCGGUCUGAGUACAAGUGCCACAGUGAAUAACAACGAGCCUUUCGAAUUUGACGUUGGCCGACCACCAAACGUUGAUUUUGACGUUUAUAUUCAAAGAAGAAUUACCCUGCGUGAUAGCCAAACCCAUUUUUCUUUGAAAGAUGAUUUAGUUGAGCAUAUUUGGCAAAAAUACGGUCGUAAUGAAUAA
Molecule: messenger RNA, 1080 nt
Organism: Chenopodium quinoa (quinoa)
Lineage: Eukaryota; Viridiplantae; Streptophyta; Magnoliopsida; Caryophyllales; Amaranthaceae
Product: protein ALP1-like
Exons: 1
Coding region: 1-1080 (359 amino acids)
Source: RefSeq, a predicted model, not a curated record